AGAGACACAGAAGAGCAUUUCUGCAGCCGACAGAAGGAACAUUUUUGGUAGAAACACAAAAGCAUAUUUUGCAGGUCUUUGCCAUAACAUCGGAUUGCUAAAUUGUCUGAUUAGAAACAGCAAACCCACAAAUAAAAAAGCUUGGAUCUUUUUCGGAAGAAGAGAUCUUCUAAUGGGUGUUGUUAGUAUUCCUGAGUCGAAGCAACUUAUUUCUGGGAAAAGAGUAUUUCGUCCAAGCUCCAGCAUCAGACACACUCCUCAAUGGCCGGUCUCGGAUGUUACGAGUGACUUAACCAUAGAAGUCGGCUCUGCAACCUUUUCUCUUCACAAGUUUCCUCUCGUCUCUCGGAGUGGAAGAAUUAGGAAGCUUCUUAUGGAUUCAAAAGAAACAAAGAACGCUUAUCACCUGAACCUAACCGCAGUUCCCGGCGGCUCAGAGGCGUUUGAGCUCGCCGCGAAAUUCUGCUACGGCAUCGUCCUCCAAUUCACCUCUUCGAACAUCGCAGCGUUGAGAUGCGUGGCUCAUUACCUGGAGAUGACAGAGGAAUUGUCGGAGAAGAAUCUCGAGGCGAGAACAGAGGCUUACCUUAAAGACUCGAUUUUUAACGACAUCUCUCACUCCAUAACCGUUCUUCACUCCAUCGAGAAGCUAUUACCUGUAGCUGAAGAGAUUAACCUCGUUGGGAGGCUCGUGAACGCGAUCGCUGUAAACGCUUGCAAAGAACAGCUCGUGUCUGGUCUCCUCAAGCUUGAUCAGAAAUUCGGCUGCGUCACGGGGAGAUUAGUAGCGACAGAGAUGGAGAAACCCUCUGAUUGGUGGGGAAGGUCUCUGCCUAUCCUCAAGCUCGAUUUCUUCCAGAGAGUCGUCUCCGCCAUGAAAUCCAAAGGGCUUGAUCAUGAGAUCAUCAGCGAGAUCCUUAUGAGCUACGCUCGGAAGUCACUGCAGAUCAUCAGAGAACCGAGUCUCGUCAAAGGAAAUGCGAUUCUUGAUUCGGAUCUUCAGAAGAAGCAACGAAUCAUCCUCGAAGCGAUCGUGGCGCUUCUCCCUACGCAGGCGAACAAAAGCUCGAUACCGAUCUCGUUCUUGUCAAGCUUGUUGAAGACAGCUAUAGGAUCUUCGACCUCUGUUUCUUGCAGAUCGGAUCUUGAGAGAAGGAUAAGUCACCAGCUUGACCAAGCGAUUCUUGAAGAUAUUCUGAUUCCGGCGAGCGUCGUCGGUGGUGCCAUGUACGAUACCGACUCGGUGCAGAGAAUCUUCUCCAUGUUCUUGAAUCUUGAUGAGUGUGACUACGAAGACGAUGUUGUUGACGAGAGCGAGAUGGCUAUGUACGAUUUCGAAGGGCCUGAGUCUCCGAAACAGAGCUCAAUCUUCAAAGUGUCUAAACUGAUGGAUAGUUACCUAGCUGAGGUGGCUCUCGACUCGAGCCUCUCUCCUUCUAAGUUCGUAGCUCUCGCUGAGCUUCUCCCUGACCAUGCUCGUGUCGUCUGCGAUGGUCUUUACCGAGCCAUUGAUAUCUUCCUCAAGGUUCAUCCCAACAUGAAAGACUCAGAGCGUUACCGUCUCUGCAAGACAAUCAGCUGUCAGAAACUGUCUCAAGACGCAAGCAGCCACGCGGCACAGAACGAGAGGCUUCCCAUCCAAAUCGCUGUUCAAGUCUUGUUCUACGAACAGACUCGGCUCAAGAACACGAUGACAAGCGGAGGCGGUAACGGUCUAGGCGGUUCGAGCCAGAGCCAGUUCUUCUUGUUCCCGGGACAGUUUCCGAACCGCUCGGGAAGCGGUAUGGCGAGUGGAGCGAUCUCUCCGCGAGACAACUACGCGUCUGUGAGGAGAGAGAACAGAGAGCUUAGGCUUGAGGUGGCGAGGAUGAGGAUGAGGCUUACUGAUCUCGAGAAGGACCAUGUUUCGAUGAAGAGAGAAUUCGUGAAGCCGAGCAGGAGAACGCGUUAUGGACUGUUUAGGAAGCUUUCAAGAGGUUUUAACAAGUUGAACGCAAUGGUGUUGAGAUUAAGGAGCAGCCAAAGUGUUGCUAGUAAUGCUAAGCAUACGGAGGAGAAGACGAAUUCGGAGAGACGAUUUAUGUUUCAGAAGAGAAGAUGUCACUCUGUUUCUUGACUUUGUAAUUCUUGAUGCUUUUGUGGUAUUUUGAAGUGAUUGUGUAAAUUUGUAAUUUAUAGAUUGUAUAGGGAGAGAGUUAAUCAUAGUUUUUGGUCUUAGUGA
Messenger RNA from Eutrema salsugineum, 2221 nucleotides. Its product is annotated as BTB/POZ domain-containing protein SETH6. The coding region runs from base 173 to 2116 and encodes 647 amino acids. NCBI's taxonomy places the organism in Eukaryota, Viridiplantae, Streptophyta, Magnoliopsida, Brassicales, Brassicaceae. Gene Ontology annotation, molecular function: protein binding. The transcript is spliced from 4 exons. The record is from RefSeq and is a predicted model, not a curated record.